AUGAGUGGCGGCGAUUUUAGGGUUUCGGAGUUCGUUCAGGAUGCGAUGGUCACGGAUACGAGUGAGAGGUCGCGGCCGCCUGGGGAUCCACCGGAUUCGCAAGGGUCGUGGGCUAUGAAGGUUAGGGGCACGAACGCUGGGGGCAUGCCGACGCCGGAGAGUUUGAUUGAUGAUGAGUUUGUUGAGGCGAGAAUGAAUGUGGAGUUUCCGGAAGGAGAAGACGGUGAACCAGUGAUUACGAUCGGAGAGGAGGUGAUGGUAGCGAUGCAUGGGAUGUGGAAACAGUGUAUGAUUGUUAAGGUGCUAGGACGGAGCAUUAGCAUUCCUGUUUUGAGUAGGAAACUGAGAGAGCUGUGGAAGCCAAAAGGAGCGAUGUAUGUGAUGGAUUUGCCUCGAUCCUUUUUCAUCAUUCGGUUUGAGUUGGAAGAUGAGUAUUUGGCGGCGCUGACGGGAGGCCCAUGGAGAGCGUUUGGGAGUUACUUGAUGGUUCAGGCAUGGACACCGGAUUUUGAUCCGCUUAGGAAUGAUAUCACUACAACUCCGGUUUGGGUGAGGUUGUCAAACAUUCCGGUGACGUUUUAUCACAAGGCCAUCCUCAUGGGAAUAGCUAGAGGGUUGGGGAAGCCGGUGAAAGUGGAUCUCACUACCCUUAACUUUGAGAGAGGUCGUUUUGCUAGGGUCUGCGUAGAAGUUAACCUUGCAAAACCAUUGAAGGGCACGGUGAUGAUAAACGGAGAUCGAUACUUUGUGGCGUAUGAGGGACUAGCUAAUAUCUGCGCCGGUUGUGGGUUGUAUGGGCACAUGACUCACGGCUGCCCUCAGUUAGCUCGUGAGAGUGCUGAAGUAACGAAACCUGUUGGUGGAAUUGAGGUCACACCGGCUAGAGAAUCGGAUAAAGAGGGAUUUCAGACGGUCCAGACUUCUCGAAGGCGAGCGGAGGCGCCGGUGAAUCAAAUGACGUUCACGGCGGGCAAUCCCGGAGAUGGGGGACGAAGAAAUCUACGCAAUAUCUCGGAGAAUAUUCCCCAAGAUAAUAUUCAGAUAUCGAAUAGAUUUGGGUGGCUCGCAAUUGAUUCGGAGACGUCAGAAUCUAGCGAACGGAUGGAAUUGGGUGAGGCAAAUAAGGAAAACGUGGAUACGCGAAAUAUCCACGAGGGAGAGAGAAGUGAGGGGCAAGGUAAAGUGGGUUUAUUGAGUGGGAAAUUUGACAGGAAGUUAAGUGUGAACCUUAAUGGGCCUAAGGAAAAGCGGGUAGCGAAGCCAAGAAUGAUGGCGGCCCACAAAUAG
This is a messenger RNA of Microthlaspi erraticum, 1287 nucleotides long. NCBI's taxonomy places the organism in Eukaryota, Viridiplantae, Streptophyta, Magnoliopsida, Brassicales, Brassicaceae. The record is from the annotation of a GenBank genome assembly.